UAUUCGGAUAAAAACAUUUAAAAUACACCUGCUCUCGAGUAACCAAUAAGAAUGUUUGAUAAAUUGGAGGCGUGUCAGUCCGAUGCACGUGCCUUCGAUGACGCAAUAAAUCGACACAUGCGCUUCAAUGGUGGUUUAUGACGUCAGAGUCUGCAAAGAUCGGGGUCGUAGAAAGCUGGUGGAUAAGGUGAAUGUCGUCUGCUUUUGGAAUUUUUUGAGUGUGCUUUUAUUCUCUUCGUUUUCACUGUACUUAUAUAAGUCGAGAUUUUAUUUUAAGAAGUUAAGUAUUCGUUUUUCUUGCCAUUUUCCACCGGAUUUCUUGCAACUUUGACCUUGCCGACUAUGUUCGUCUGCUGCACGAAUGAUACGGAAUGAAAUCGUUCUAUACAUUUUUCUCAUUAUAAAAUCUGAUCUAUUUUACACGUUACUUGGUGCUCAAAAAUUGCAGAUAAAAUGCCAUCAGUGCUUGAUAAAUCUGAUCAAGAAAUUACAAGAGAAGGAAAUGAAUCACUUACUUCUGUGGUGCAUUUACAAACUGAUUGUUUAAAAGAGAGAGUUUUUCAUAGAAAUGGUGAUUCUGAUAGUGAAUUAGAAAUUAAACUAAAUGGUGAAACCAAUGGUACAGUUCAGAAAAAAAAUGGAUUUAUUGAAGAAGAUAUUGAUGAUUCAAACUGUAAUAAUGUUAAUUCCAAAAGUGCUGAAUGUAAAACUGAUGAUAAAAAAUUUGAAAAUAGUGCAAAUAAAACUUCAGAAGAAAACAAGGAGCAAGAAUAUGUUUUUAUUCAAGAUACUGGAUUUACUGUAAAAAUGAUUGUACCUGGAUUAGAACCUUUUGAUAUACAGGUUAGUUCCAUGGAGUUAGUACAAGAAAUUCAUCAAUUGUUAAUGGAUCGAGAAGAUACAUGUCAUCGAACAUGUUUUUCUCUUCAACUUGAUGGAAUGACAUUAGAUAACUUUGCAGAACUGAAAAGUAUUGAAGGUUUAAAAGAAGGUUCUAUGAUCAAAGUAGUUGAAGAACCAUAUACAGUUAGAGAAGCAAGGAUUCAUGUACGUCAUGUUAGGGAUCUUUUAAAAUCACUUGAUCCUGCUGAUGCAUAUAAUGGUGUUGAAUGUAAUUCACUUUGUUUUCUUAAUGCUAUUACUCAAGGAGAUAUUUUAGAAGUGAAAAAAACAAGACCAGAUUCUGUUGAUUGUACUCCACCUGAUUUUAUUUUACCUGGUUCUAAAGAACGCCCUUUGUUACCUCUUCAACCUCAAGUAAAAGAAUGGAAGGGUCCUCAAGCACUGAAAGUGUUAACAAGUAGUGGCUGGAAUCCACCACCUGGAAUUAGAAAAUUACAUGGUGACUUAAUGUAUCUGUAUGUAGUUACUUUAGAAGAUAAACGUUUUCAUAUAACUGCAUCUACUAGAGGAUUUUAUGUAAAUCAAUCAACUGAAGAGGAAUUUAAUCCUAAACCAGAUACUCCAAAAAUUGUAUACCAUUCAUUAAUUGAAUUAUUAGGACAGAUAAGUCCUACAUUUAAGCGUAAUUUUACCAUUAUACAAAAGAAGCGUACGCAAAGACAUCCAUUUGAAAGAGUUGCAACUCCAUAUCAAGUUUAUACUUGGUGUACUCCAAAUUUUGAUCAUAGUAUAGAUUCCAUUCGUGCAGAAGAUGCAUUUUCUUCUAAGUUGGGUUAUGAAGAACAUAUCCCAGGUCAAACAAGAGAUUGGAAUGAAGAACUUCAGACAACUCGAGAACUUCCACGGAAAACAUUACCCGAAAGAUUACUUAGAGAACGUGCUAUAUUUAAAGUACAUAGUGAUUUUGUUGGUGCUGCAACAAGAGGUGCUAUGGCUGUAAUAGAUGGAAAUGUUAUGGCAAUUAAUCCUGGAGAAGAAACUAAGAUGCAGAUGUUUAUUUGGAACAACAUAUUUUUUAGUUUAGGCUUUGAUGUCAGAGAUCAUUAUAAAGACUUGGGUGGUGAUGCAGCAGCUUUUGCUGCUCCUAGCAAUGAUUUGCAGGGAGUUAGAGCAUACAGCACAGCUGAUAUUGAAGGUUUAUAUACUUUAGGGACAGUUGUGAUUGAUUAUAGAGGAUACAGAGUUACAGCUCAAUCUAUUAUACCUGGUAUAUUGGAAAGAGAACAAGAACAAUCAGUUGUAUAUGGUUCAGUUGAUUUUGGAAAAACUGUUGUGACUCAUCCAAAAUAUUUAAAAUUGUUAAAUGAAGCUGGAAAGCAUUUAAAAGUUUUACCUCACAAAGUAUUAAAUGAUAAAAAUGAAGAAAUUGAACUUUGUUCUUCAGUAGAGUGUAAAGGAAUAAUUGGAAAUGAUGGAAGGCAUUAUAUUCUUGAUUUGUUACGAACUUUCCCUCCAGAUGUUAAUUAUAUUCAAAUUGAUGAUGAACUUAGUAAAGAGGCAAAAGCUCUUGGAUUUCCCUUACAACAUAAGCACAAGUUAUCAUGUUUACGUCAAGAAUUAAUUGAUGCAUUUGUUGAGGCAAAAUACUUAACCUUUAUCAAAUUAGCAGCAUAUCACUUACAACAACUUGGAUUAAAAAAUUUAGUAAAAGAAAAGUCUUCUGAUAAGGUAAGUUAAAACUACAGUAUUAAA
Messenger RNA from Centruroides sculpturatus (bark scorpion), 2595 nucleotides. Its product is annotated as clustered mitochondria protein homolog. The transcript is spliced from 18 exons. Gene Ontology annotation, cellular component: cytoplasm. NCBI's taxonomy places the organism in Eukaryota, Metazoa, Arthropoda, Arachnida, Scorpiones, Buthidae. Gene Ontology annotation, biological process: intracellular distribution of mitochondria. Gene Ontology annotation, molecular function: mRNA binding. The record is from RefSeq and is a predicted model, not a curated record. Bases 454 to 2580 code for a protein of 708 amino acids.